AUGGAAAAUGCUGACAGCAUCCCUCCAACUUCCAUCCCCACUGUGGACAUCAGCGCCUGGGUCGACGAACAUGCCCCAGAGACCGCCAAAGACGAGGUCGUCAAUGCUAUGCGCGAUGCAUGUUCAACACUCGGCUUUUUCUAUCUCGUCGGUCACGGGAUUCCCGAGGAAGAUCGCCACACCGUCCUCGAAUGCACUCGUCGGUAUUUCGCCCUUCCAACAGAAGAAAAGAUGGAUACUUGGAUUGGCAAGGCCAUGGGCAGGUCGUUCCGCGGCUAUGAGCCAUCUGCGCUGCAGGUACAUCAGGAGGUUCAAGCGUAUUUGCUGACCUUGCGCAAAAAGGGGUUUAUCAUUGGGCGUGAGACACCGGCAGAUGCCCCGGAGGCAGGGACCUUCCAUACCGGUCCCAACCAGUGGCCUAGGACACUCCGCGAAGAGGACUUCCGUAUCCCGCUGAUGGAAUACCAUGGUAAGAUGAUCGAGAUGGUGAAGGUUAUUCUGAAGGUUCUGGCACGGGGGCUUCCUGCACAAUGGAACUGUCCACCUGACGUAUUUGAUGGGUUGACGGUUGAUCCCUCUGCGCCCUUGCGAUUGCUGUAUUAUGCUCCUCAGCCGAUCAAACGAGCGCAUCAAUUUGGAGUGGGUGAGCAUACCGACUUUGGGAACGUUUCGGUCCUACUGCAAGAAGAAGGAACCGAGGGCCUGGAGGUUCUGUAUCCCCCGACGCGGACUUGGGUGCCAGUGCCGGUAAAGGCUCACUCAUAUGUGAUCAAUAUGGGCGACAUGAUGCAGAAGUGGACGGUGGGAUAUUAUCGGAGUGCGACCCACCGGGUGGUCAAUUCCAGUACCAAGGCACGGUACAGUGCUCCAUUCUUUAUGAAUGGCAACCUGGAUCUAAGAUGCCAUGCCUUAGAUGGGUCUGGGGAAGUGACUGUCAUUGGGGAACACAUUCGGCGCAGGUUAAUGGAGACGAUUGAAGGUGAGGCGGGAAGGAAGUUGGCCCUUUGA
Molecule: messenger RNA, 1008 nt
Organism: Penicillium paradoxum
Lineage: Eukaryota; Fungi; Ascomycota; Eurotiomycetes; Eurotiales; Aspergillaceae
Product: isopenicillin N synthase family dioxygenase
Exons: 3
Coding region: 1-1008 (335 amino acids)
Molecular function (GO): dioxygenase activity
Source: RefSeq, a predicted model, not a curated record